Messenger RNA from Melanotaenia boesemani (Boeseman's rainbowfish), 3900 nucleotides. It is a transcript of the gene enpp2, whose product is annotated as ectonucleotide pyrophosphatase/phosphodiesterase 2. The record is from RefSeq and is a predicted model, not a curated record. Bases 109 to 2745 code for a protein of 878 amino acids. Gene Ontology annotation, biological process: immune response; phosphatidylcholine catabolic process. NCBI's taxonomy places the organism in Eukaryota, Metazoa, Chordata, Actinopteri, Atheriniformes, Melanotaeniidae. The transcript has 25 exons. Gene Ontology annotation, molecular function: alkylglycerophosphoethanolamine phosphodiesterase activity; polysaccharide binding; zinc ion binding.
UGACAGGCCCUUCCUCCUCCUCCUCUUCCUCCGCCCCUCCUUCCUCGCCUCUUAACGGGUCUCCUCUCCGGUGGUCUCCUGGUUUUGGACUCAGCCCGUCUCGGAGACAUGUUGCUGCAGAAACUGGCCGUCUGGAUCCUGUCGGUCCUGUGUGGUUCUGACCUGUGUUGGGGGUUCGUCUUCGGUCGGCUCAAACGCUCGGGAGAGGACGGGACUUCAUCCAGAACCGAAUCUCGCUCUGCGCCUCAGUACGUGGCGACGUCCGGCUCCUGCAGGAACAGAUGUUUUGAGCUGGUGGAGGCGGAGCCACCCAACUGUCGCUGUGACAACCUGUGUAAGACCUACAACGGCUGCUGCUCUGACUUCGACCAGCUCUGCCUCAGGACCGAUGGAGGUUAUGAGUGCAGUAAGGAUCGUUGUGGGGAAACUCGACACGAACAUCAUGCCUGUCACUGUUCUGAGGACUGCAUGGCCAGAGGAGACUGCUGCACCAACUACAGGAAGCUUUGCAAAGGAGACACCUCCUGGCUGCAGGAUGAAUGUGAGGAGCUGAAGACCCCUGAAUGUCCUGCUGGAUUUGUGCGUCCUCCGCUCAUCAUUUUAUCCGUGGAUGGAUUUAGAGCUUCUUACAUGAAAAGGGGGAACGGUGUCAUUCCAAACAUGGAGAAGCUCAAAACAUGUGGAACCCAUGCCCCUUACAUGAGGCCUGUUUAUCCCUCCAAAACCUUCCCCAACCUCUACUCACUGGCCACAGGCCUGUAUCCAGAAUCUCACGGGAUCAUUGGAAACUCCAUGUAUGACCCGGUGUUUGAUGCAACAUUCAACCUGAGGAGUAGAGAAAAACUGAAUCACCGCUGGUGGGGAGGACAGCCUAUCUGGAUCACAGCACUCAAACAGGGAGUGAAGGCUGCUUCCUUCUUCUGGCCUGUCACCAUCCCGUUGGAGAGGAGGAUUCUGACCAUGCUGCAGUGGCUCCACCUCCCCGAAGGAGAGAGACCCUACGUGUACGCCAUGCACUCUGAACAACCAGACACGUACGGACACAAAAUGGGUCCCAUGAGCGCAGACCUAAACAACCCUCUGAGGGUGAUUGACAGAAUCGUCGGCCAGCUGAUGGACGGACUGAAGCAGAUGAAGCUGCAUCGAUGCGUCAACAUCAUACUGGUGGGAGAUCACGGUAUGGAGGAGGCCCACUGUGAUCGUACCGAGUUCCUCAGUAACUAUCUGACCAGUGUGGAUGAUAUCGUCCUUGUUCCCGGGUCCCUUGGCAGGAUCCGCUCCAGAUACCCCAACAACCCAAAAUAUGACCCAAAGAUUGUUGCAGCUAAUCUAACAUGUAAGAAAGCGGAGCAGCACUUCAAACCUUAUCUGAAGCAGCACCUGCCAAAGAGACUGCACUAUGCCAACAAUCGGCGUAUUGAAGAGAUUCACCUGCUGGUGGACAGGAAGUGGCAUGUUGCCAGGAAAGUUCCUGAGGGGAGGCGGCACUGCGGCUUCUCGGGGGACCAUGGAUACGACAAUAAGAUGAACAGCAUGCAGACUAUUUUUUUGGGCUACGGACCAUCGGUUAAAUCCAAGACUAAAGUUCCUGCCUUUGAAAACAUCGAGCUUUAUAACGUCAUGUGUGAUCUUCUGGGUCUGAAACCGGCCCCCAACAACGGCACCCAUGGCAGUCUGAACCAUCUGCUGAGAAGCCCCCCUUUCAGGCCUGCCAUGCCAGAGGAGGUUUCCAGACCAGCAGCCUCUGGUCUUGUUCCCAUGGUAACAGAUGACUUAGGCUGCAGCUGUGAUGAAAAGUUUCGUGUAAAAAGUAGGGGCCAGAGAGGUUUGAAAGUGACCCUUGUACGAGGCUAUAACCUGGAGUCACUCUGGCUCUGUCUCUUACAGAACAAAGUGGAGGAGCUAAACCAGCGAUUGAGGCAAGCUAUUGAUGACAGCAGGAACCUGCCGUAUGGUCGGCCUGCUGUCCUCUUCCGUACCAAAUACUGCAUCCUCCACCACAGUGACUACAUCAGUGGCUACAGUGAGACCCUGUCCAUGCCCCUCUGGACAUCGUACACCGUCAGCAGACAGGUUGAGUUGUCUCCACUUCCUGAAGGUCUGUCCAACUGUGUGAGACCAGAUACCAGAGUCCCUCCAGCCUACAGUCAGUCCUGUACCAACUACAGAGCAGACCGACACAUAACGUACGCCUUCCUGUACCCACCACAGUUGUCCUCCAACCUUGACAAAAAACACGAAGCUGUCCUCAUCACAAACACAGUUCCCAUGUAUCCUGCCUUUAAAAGAAUAUGGGCUUACUUCCAGAGAGCGCUGGUGAAGAAAUACGCCACUGAGAGAAAUGGAGUUAAUGUUCUCACUGGACCCAUGUUUGACCACGACUACAACGGAGUCCGAGACUCAGCUGAGAAGAUAAAAGAGUACAUGAGUGGGACCAUCCCCAUUCCCACCCACUACUUUGUGGUCCUGACCAGCUGCUUGGACUUCACUCAGGCUGCAGACUUGUGCAGCGGCCCGCUCAGCAGUGCCGCCUUCAUUCUGCCACACCGACCCAACAAUGAUGAGACUUGCAACAGCUCAGAGGACGAGUCCCGCUGGGUGGAAGACCUAAUGAAGAUGCACACAGCUAGGGUCAGAGACGUGGAAAUUCUGACCGGCCUGGACCUGUACCGCAGAACCACCAGGAGCUAUGCUGAAAUCCUCUCCCUCAAGACCUACAUGCACACCUAUGAGAGCGAGAUCUGAGCUAUCUGUGCAUCCAUGUUGCUGAGCUUCCUCCAGCCGUGGUGAAUGAUGUGGUAGCACCAUGUGGUUCUGCAUGGACCUGCAGCUCUGCAGCAUCUUUCCCUUCCUCUAAUUUCCUCUGCUUUAAAACAGCUGAAAGACCACCAAGCUCCCAGCAAAAUCUGUAUCUUUACAGUGUCUGAGACCCAAAACUGCCCAUCCAUCCUACCUUCAGUCAGUCCGUCUAUCCAUCUGUCCGUCCGUUUAUCAGUUCAGAGCCCAUCAGAGAAAUAUUAGCUCAGCUAACACGCUACAGUGUAUCAUGUGACCGCCUUUAUCAUGUGAGGCUUCCUAUGAAUGGAACAGCAUCAGGAGGGCAAAAUGUGCCCUCUGCUCUGUGUUGUUGUGUCCAGUAUGUUUAUGUGCACACCAAACAUCUGAUCAUCAUCUGAUUUGUCUCACAUUAGCAGCUAAUGCUAAGACUGCGGGAUCCCACAUUAGCAGCUAGCGCUAAGAACGCAGGCACCGUCAUGUUCAACAAAGACUUGAUGUUUUAAAACAGGAAGUUAUGUUGCUUUCUUACGUAAGAAAUCCAAUAAUGGGACUUUGGAUUUUGAUGGCCAUGAAAAUGGUCUCAGUGGUCUCAGUUUAACCUCCUUCAGCUGACCUGAUGGAGCAGCAGCUGGCUCGGGGGUCUGGAUGGGACUACCAUCUGCAGCAGCACCAGAUUUUCUUGUUUUGGUUUUCUGUCAGGUUGAAGCCAUUCGGUCAGGAAGACCAAAACCAUCUGACAUGACAUGAACCUGUGGUUUUUCUUUAGAGUUUUAUAGUUUAUAUUUGUAUUUCCAUCACUUUCAUGUAAUAUUUUUUAUGAAAAACAUCAAGUUCUGCUCAUCUAGAAGAAUAUGAUGGAGUCUUAAAGAUGCUGCGAGUUAUAAGUAUGAAACAGAAAUGAAUGACUUGCACUACGGAGCCAUCAGCAGAUCCAUCUGGAUUCAGGUUUACUCCCCACUCGGUUCCACAUCCUGCACAGGUGUGUGUGUAUGUUGAAGUCUGUGUGUGUUUUUGAUGUGUGCACAAUAAUGUUGAUGAUGAAUGUUUUUCUUAAAAAACACCUGAGUCAUACAUACAAUAUUUAUGCUAUCUGUUCUUUAUAAUAAACGUGUUGUUUCUCCA